Messenger RNA from Umbelopsis ramanniana AG, 1596 nucleotides. RefSeq lists its product as uncharacterized. The transcript has 7 exons. The record is from RefSeq and is a predicted model, not a curated record. Gene Ontology annotation, cellular component: membrane. Gene Ontology annotation, molecular function: amino acid transmembrane transporter activity. The coding region runs from base 1 to 1596 and encodes 531 amino acids. Gene Ontology annotation, biological process: amino acid transmembrane transport. Lineage: Eukaryota; Fungi; Mucoromycota; Umbelopsidomycetes; Umbelopsidales; Umbelopsidaceae.
AUGGAUGCAGAUAAACCCACUUACAUCGAGGAUGCAAGUCUCUCCCAUCAUACCCAGGACAGUAUCAGCAUUUCAUCGGAGCGUAGCGGAGUCCAGCCAAAUGCUCCCCUCAAACGACAGCUCAAAUCCAGACAUAUCAUCAUGAUUUCAGUGGGUGGAGUAAUUGGGCAGGGUCUUUUCUUGUCCUCUGGUGGAGCAUUAGCUGCUGCAGGACCAGCAGGUUUACUCAUUGCCUACUCCAUCGUUGGGUUCAUUGUCUUUUGGGUCACUUUCGCCCUGGGUGAAAUGGCUGCAUAUAUGCCUAUUUCCGGCUCCUUCACUAUAUAUUGCCGUCGGUUUGUGGAUAAUUCGUUCGGAGCUAUGGUCGGAUACAACUAUGUUGCAACAUGGUGCCUGAUUACAGCGGCUGAAUUUGUUGCUAUACCUUUGGUGCUCGACUACUGGACAACAGCUGUCCCUAGCUGGGCAUGGUCUCUCAUAUGUCUAGUGAUCGUCUUCUCAAUCAACUUGUAUGGUAUCCGAGGUUUUGGUGAGGUGGAAUACGUAUUGUCUUUGAUCAAAAUCUUGGCUGUCAUUGUCUAUAUCAUCGUUGGUAUCUUCAUUUCCGCUGGUGUUAUCGGAGGGCAAAAGUAUGGCUUCACUUAUUGGAAUGACCCAGGUGCUUUCACUCCUAAUAAGGCUCACAUUCUUAAUGCAAUUGUUUUGGCUUCCUUGACAAUGCAAGGAACAGAGAUUGUUGGUGUGACGGCAGCGGAAGCCGACAAUCCGGCCAAGAAUAUACCCAAGGCUAUUCGUAAUGUGUUUUGGAGAAUAGUAGUGUUUUAUCUUGGAUCAGUCUUCAUUGCAGGCAUGAUCCUUCCCUAUGAUGACCCCAACCUAUUGACACAAGGAGCCAAGAGCGUGUCCAUCUCACCCUUCACUUUGGUGUUCAAGAAAGGUGGACUCGAUGCCCUUGCUCACGUCAUAAAUGGGGUUAUUCUGUGCACUAUCCUUUCAUGUGCCAACAGUGGUCUUUAUGUAUCCAGCCGCACUCUCCAUGCUCUCGCACUAGAGGGCCUCACUCACAAACGACUAGCUUAUGUCAACAACAGAGGUGUACCAAUCUAUGCACUCUGUGCAUCCGCUGCCGUCAGUCUUGUUAGUUUCCUCACCACUUUUAUACCUGGAAACGCUCUGUUUCUAUGCCUGUCCACGAUCUCUGGUGUGGCAGGUUUCAUCACAUGGGGCUCUAUUUCGCUAGCCCGGUAUCGUAUGCGAAAGGCGUUUAUUGUUCAGGGCCGGUCGCUUAGUGACCUUCCAUAUGUUGCUCCAGGGUUUCCCUAUUUCGACAUAUUCUCCAUCUUUGCCUGCGGCGUUCUGGCCCUGCUUGGUGGAUGGUCCUCUUUCUCACCGCCGGAUCCAAUUGGCUUGGUAGGCAAUUACGCUGGUCUGGUGAUCGCGUUCUUUGGCUUCGUCAUAACUAAGUGGUGGACCAAGAGUAAGGUUGUACGACUGUGCGAUAUUGAUCUCGACACGGGCCGCACUCAGCAUGUGGCUCAAGAAAUCGAGGAGGAAAAGGAAACAUGGUGGAGAAAAAUACUCUCCUACAUCUUUUGA